CAACCUAUAUGGCUGUGGAAGUACACCGUCCGUCUUGCUUUGGGAGCAUGGAGUACCACUCCAACUUCGGGCGUGGAAUGCCGCCCCAGGGCUAUGGCUACAACCCUUCUGGGGCCUACCACCAGCAGGGCUACAUGGGCCCGCCCAUUAACGACUACGCGCGGCAACACCUGCCCUUGCAUCUGCAAAAUGGCUACCGAGGACAGCCUGGAGUGCCGCUGCACUCGCGGCAAGCCUACGGCAGCUAUGCCAGCGGGCCGUAUGCACCACAGGGACGGCCUCAGCACCAGUACAAGGCCCACCACGGUCACAAGAGGCAUCGGGGUCAGGACGGGGCGCCUCGGCUUCAGGAGCUGCGCAGCGACAACGCCAAGAAGGCUCGGGCGCACUACCAAGAGAUUCCUGACACGCCGGGCGUACCACGUUCCGUGCCUCGCGCUCCCAACAACAACGAUGGCAUUCUGCUGGCGCCAGGUUCCACGCAACUCCUGCCGCCUGGCUCGCACAUUUCCGAGGGAACGCUGCACGCAGUGACGCCAAGCGCGUUACCCGGAGGCGAGGCGCAGCUGUGGAAGAACAGCUAUGGCAACGCUGACAAGGAGGCGGUUGCGCUGGCCGCCGCCGCGGGCCUGGACUUCCUGGGCUCGUUCUACGGCGCCGGGGACGACGACCUCACCGGCGACGAGUUCGACCUCGGCGGCGGCUCCGACCACGACACGGACGCGGCGGCUGCGGCUGACGGCGGUGUGGGGGGUGACGUGCCGCCACCCACGCACGACGAGGAGGCGACAUACCCGGCCAGCGCGCGGCGCACGAUCGCCGCGCAGUCGGCCACCAUCGCUGAGCUGGAGGAGGAGAAUCUUACACUUCGCGAAAAGAUCUAUCUGCUGGAGACGCAGCUUCGGGAGGCGCAGACGGCGGUACUACAGCGGGUGCCAUCUGGACACAGCGGCGACGCAGAUUCGGAGGCGGCGGCUGCAGACGGCCCCGCCACGUCGUCAUCAAGCUGAGGCUUAAGGCGUGCGCAGCUCAGGCCGGGCUGCGUGUUCAUUAGGUUGACUACAGUACCAAGCUUGCUGGACGCCGGACAACUGACUACCUGCUACGAACGGCCAAGAAGAGACAACCACUGCUAGACGGGUCAAGCGCGAGGGUUGCAUUGCACGUGCAUGUAUGCAUGGCCACAGCUUAUUACGUAGCAGUAGCAAUGCCUCACAAGUGUGCAUCUAGGAUGGAGCCGCCCGGCGGCAUGGCGUCUGUUUGGCUAGAUAUGAAUUUUAGGCAGCAUCGAGAGACGUAGCAGCAGGCAGUCAUGAUAGUUGUGAUGGUAAAUUGAUUUUGUUCGUUUGUCCAGCUCCGCUCUCCCGAUAGGCAACCCCUGUUCCCCGUCAUCACCUGACCCGCCUCGCUCGCAGCAGACGCCCGCUUCCGCGCGCUGCAAACUGCACCUGGCGCCUCGGGCGCCGAGCCGAGCCCCUCACCUCCGGUGGUGGACACCACCGUAAUGCCGGUACGGCAUAAAGGUGAGCACACCCGUUCCGAAUGGACCAUUUUCGAGCGCUCAUCCCGCUCCGGUUCACCUCGGUUUACCUCGGUGUGCGCCUGCCUAGUCCAUGGCACGGCUCUCACAGGCACGCAUGGCCACUUCGGGCCUCUCGCGUCAGCCUAGUCCGCAUUUGCACAACCGGGCCGGUUCGCGGGCUGUCUUGCACCGAACGGGCAACGUCACGUCUCGGGUUGGAAUGGUUGGACAGUGGGGGAGCUGCAGCCCAUAUUCUGACGCGUGGUUGUGUUCGUGCUUGUACAAAAGACCCCUUGUACUCUGUGGCUGCCGGCUGCCAUAAGUCGUUGCUCUCGCCGGCAGGCCUGACUCGCACACUGGCGCGGAACGCCCCGCCGCGGCUGAGGCCCACGACCUCCGGGCUCGUCCAUUGACCGCUUCCGGUGAGAGUUCCAUGUGUGAACCUUCUGCAAUGCGCAUGAAUGAGAUAUCCAUUGUAAUCUAGUCAUAAAGAGCAUGACGGGAGGCAUACGGCGCUUGUUAAGUGCAACUCGACAGAGCAGGAUGCAGCAGCAUAGUAGUUCCGGUGUACGGCCGAGACCACGCAGCAGGUGGGGCGGCGAGCAUAUUGUUUACGGCCUGCCAAUGCUUCGGGGCAUCCGCGCCGUACCAUGCCGCUUCAGACACCGCACAUCACGAACGCCGCUGCGUCUGGGUAAGUAUACCCGUCCGCCUCAGCCCUUGUCAGUGACAAGGCACUGUAGCCUCAGGUACAACAACAACAGGACAGCAGCAGGUUGUGUGGCAAGAUUGGGCAGGGUUUCACCUGCGUCUGAUAGUUUAUGGAGAUACUCCUGCGUUAGAAGAUGGGCUAGCCAGUGGUGCGGAGCCAAUGGUGCAGCUGUGGGGCGGAGUGGCGGCUCGACGUUUCAUUGUAGGCGGUAACUACGGUUGCACCGGACUGCACACUGCCAGGCCCCUGCCACCUGUAACCCUAUGUUUGC
Messenger RNA from Chlamydomonas reinhardtii, 2505 nucleotides. RefSeq lists its product as uncharacterized. The transcript is spliced from 4 exons. NCBI's taxonomy places the organism in Eukaryota, Viridiplantae, Chlorophyta, Chlorophyceae, Chlamydomonadales, Chlamydomonadaceae. Bases 48 to 1010 code for a protein of 320 amino acids. The record is from RefSeq and is a predicted model, not a curated record.